AUGAGUGGGAAACGAACCAGAAGCUUCAAAUGCGCGGUUCACCAUCGUGACCGUGAGGUCUGCUCAGAAAACGAUUUUCACCUGCUCGUGCACGAGCCACCUCUUUUCCGCAGGAUGGUCCGCAUGAUCGGCGACGAAUUCCUGACAGAGGAAAGGGACCGGAAGUAUUACGCCGAUCACUACACUUGUUGCCCGCCGCCUCUUUUCAUCAUCCUCAUCACCCUUGUGGAGCUGGGUUUCUUCACAUAUUACACGGUGGCGAUGGGGGAGGUGAAUCCUUCGGGCCCGGUACCAAUCGAUAGUGUCUUCAUUUACAGACCGGACAAACGUCUCGAGCUCUGGAGGUUCGCGUUCUACAUGUUCCUUCACGCUGGGUGGCUUCACCUGCUGUUUAACCUGGGCGUGCAGGUGGUCGUGGGACUUCCCCUGGAAAUGGUUCACGGUAGCCUCAGGAUCGCGGCGGUCUACAUGGCUGGUGUUCUUGCCGGUUCCCUGGGCACUUCGGUGUUCGACACGGACGUGUACCUCGUUGGCGCCAGCGGGGGCGUUUACGCCCUUCUUGCGGCUCAUCUGGCCAACGUGCUCCUUAACUAUAACAACAUGGAGUUCGGCAUAGUACGGUUAAUAGGCAUCUUCGUGAUUGCCAGCGCUGACGUGGGGUUCGCAAUCUACGACAGGUACGCAGCAGAACAAAUGGGCCCGCCGGUCUCGUACGUGGCGCACCUGACAGGCGCGCUGGCCGGUCUGACGAUCGGUCUCCUGGUGCUGAAAAAUUUCGAGCAACGGCUGCACGAGCAACUGCUCUGGUGGGUGGCGCUCGGCGUGUACGCGGCCUGCACGAUCUUCGCGGUUAUGUACAAUCUGAUGCACCCGGACUAUCCAUGACGUGAGGUCAGCUUCGCGUACGGGCAACCACGAAACACGUAACGCGAAGCUGAACAGGGUCCAGCGGGGACGAACGACGGCAGCGGCUGGUGGUGGUCGCGCGGUGGACAU
Molecule: messenger RNA, 996 nt
Organism: Dufourea novaeangliae
Lineage: Eukaryota; Metazoa; Arthropoda; Insecta; Hymenoptera; Halictidae
Product: protein rhomboid-like
Exons: 6
Coding region: 1-885 (294 amino acids)
Cellular component (GO): membrane
Molecular function (GO): serine-type endopeptidase activity
Source: RefSeq, a predicted model, not a curated record